Molecule: messenger RNA, 393 nt
Organism: Saprolegnia parasitica CBS 223.65
Lineage: Eukaryota; Oomycota; Saprolegniomycetes; Saprolegniales; Saprolegniaceae
Exons: 1
Source: RefSeq, a predicted model, not a curated record
CAAAAGGCUGAGCUCGUCCACCAAUUGCACGCGGUCGGUGGAAUUCGCCAGCGUGAUUGCAAACGCUUCGAGCUGCGGGCAGCGCGUGCCAAUGAUGAUCUGCGGCGAUGGCUUGCGGCAGAGCUCGUAGAUGAUCUCGGCAAUGCCCACGAUCAGCAGCACUGCGCCAACGACGCUUAUGCCGCCGGUAGAGUAGAUGAGCAUCUUGUCGUAAAUGAGGAGCCCGAUGCCAAUGAUCGGAAACAGCUUCACGAUGAACCGAAGGAGCUGGAUGAACCAGCUCUCGUCGACGCGGCGGUAGUUGUCGAUCGCGAUGUCGCAAAUGUCCUUGAUGAACACUUGGCGCAUCGACGGGGGCGACGUAAUGCAGCAAUAGCGGAGGGUGGUCUGUAG